UCUAGUGUAUGUGAUAUAUUCAGAGAGUUAUGACUUAUGGUUUUGCUAACCAUUCAGAAAAGAAAGUAACCAAUUUAUCUGUUUUCUUUUGGUGCUAAAUCAAAGAAAUCAAAUUAGAAUCCCAUGAGAAGCCCAUUCUAGUAUUCUCUAAACAAGUCCAUGCUAGUCUUCACUCGUCAAACAAAAGCAAACUUUUUUUUCAAACAAAAGCAAACUUUUUUUUCAAACAAAAGCAAUUUCUAAUGAGUAGUUUCAAUUAAGUCUCUUUCAACUUCAAGCAACUCUUCUCAAUUAAAUUUGUUUAGCUUCUAAACUUUUGAGCGCCACAGAAAGAAGGUCAGAAUCUUGAAGAAUCUCUCGGUCUUGGGUUUAAAGAAAGAAGCAGAAAUUGGGAAAUACGUACCAGUUAUCAUCACUAAUCGAGACGUGUCCUGCCUUUGAAGCUGACACAUUAACACAACUCACCCAACACCGGACCCUCUUUUCAUGCUGUUUACAAGGAAGAAUGAUACGUCUCUUCUUUAUUACAUUACAACACACAAAGAGAUAGAGAUGUGUAAUAGACUAUUUUGGCGUUGCUCACCAACCUAAUUUCCCUUCAUCAACAACUCGUGUCGUCCUUUUUUGUUCAAGAUACUAUUAUAAACACGCCUCCCGCGUGAAACUAAAAAGCAAACAUCAUAAAAACAUACAAACAUAAUUCUUCUGGCCUCACUGCCGAUUUGUGAUGGAGAAGAAGCAGGCCAUUCAUGGAGAUGAUGGGCAUGAUUGUGUUCCUCCUAUCCAUAGCCAAGUCGUUAAGAUCAAGAAAGAGUUUGAGAAGAUACAACACCCGUCGCUAAGGCAGCCUGAGAUGCCAAGAGUGCUUCGAGAGAUCACGUUUCCACGGCGGUCCCGUUCUCCGCUCGGGUUAGGAGAAAGAGAGAGACCCAUCCCCGUUGGAAGCUGAUAACAAAGAGAUAUAAAGAGAGCGGGGAUAGGUUAUCUUCUUGUGUAUUAUGGUUUCUCUUUUGUUUUGCAAUGUAAAUAUAUUUGGUUAAUGUGAUGAGUCUCUUUUCAAUA
Messenger RNA from Brassica napus (rape), 1062 nucleotides. RefSeq lists its product as uncharacterized. The transcript has a single exon. The record is from RefSeq and is a predicted model, not a curated record. Lineage: Eukaryota; Viridiplantae; Streptophyta; Magnoliopsida; Brassicales; Brassicaceae. The coding region runs from base 728 to 949 and encodes 73 amino acids.